AUGGCCAACGCUAAUGCUGCCGUGAACCAGAGCGCUGUCGUUGUCGGGCUGGAUGCUCUCAAAAACAACGAUGUUGAGUUUGCAUUACUCGAGGAAGCGUUUGGCCCCGCGAGUCUGGGUAUCAUUGUUGUAAAGGAUCUCCCGUCGAGAUUUCAUGAUCUGCGCCACAGACUGCUCUCGUAUGCAUCUGCUCUUGGAAACCUGUCUCAGGACGAACUGGCAAAGCUUGAAUCGCCCGCUUCCAAGUGGCUGGUUGGAUGGUCAUGUGGGAAAGAGACGCUGAAGGAUGGCAAAUACGACACUCUAAAGGGUUCAUACUAUGUCAACUGUGCGCCCGGGUUUGAAGAGCAGCAAAAGGCAGUGGCAGAGAAAUACCCGUCGUUCCCAGAAUACACAGCACCCAAUGUGUGGCCAUCGGAGCAGCUGCUGCCAGGCUUCGAGGCGACGUUCCGCGAGCUAUGUACGCUGAUCAUUGACAUUGCAGCAUUGGUUGCGCGAGCAUGCGACAAGUACGCCGAAGCGAACAUUGAAGGCUAUCAAAAGGGGUACCUCGAACAUGUGGUCAAGACAAGUGUUUCGACAAAAGCGCGGCUGCUGCACUACUUCCCCAGCCCCGCAUCUGGCCCGGAGAUUUCGAACGGGGACGAGGACGACUGGUGUGCGACGCAUCUCGACCAUGGGUGCCUGACCGGGCUGACAUCGGCCAUGUUUGUAGAUGAAGGAGCGAAUGUGCCGCGAGCAGGCGCAUCGUUUGCACCCCUCGAGGAACUUGAGCGAUCGCCAGACCCCAAGGCAGGCCUAUACAUUCACUCGCGCACGGGCGCCGUGACCAAGGUCAGCAUCCCACGCGACUGCCUAGCCUUCCAGACGGGCGAGGCGCUUGAGAUCAUCACCCAAGGCAAGUUCAAAGCGGUGCCUCACUUUGUGCGGGGUGCUGGAGCGGGGGCUGGGGGUGGAAAGGUUGCGAGGAACACACUGGCCGUGUUUACGCAGCCCAACCUGUGGGAGAAGGUGGACGACAAGCGGGACUUUGCAGCAUUUGCCAAGGAGAUUGUUGAGAAGAAUCACUAG
This is a messenger RNA of Bipolaris zeicola 26-R-13, 1071 nucleotides long. RefSeq lists its product as uncharacterized. NCBI's taxonomy places the organism in Eukaryota, Fungi, Ascomycota, Dothideomycetes, Pleosporales, Pleosporaceae. Bases 1 to 1071 code for a protein of 356 amino acids. The record is from RefSeq and is a predicted model, not a curated record. The transcript is spliced from 3 exons.